AUGUCAUUCCUCCUCUCUAAGAAUCACCAUCGGGGAUCUGCGGCGUCUUUGCAUAAAGGGAAGACGAGAACGGCGAGGCGAGUUUACUUCUCCGUGGACGCGAACACGCCGAAGAAAAACGGUGGUACUACUACGAACAACAAAAAGAACACGAAUUCUGGAAAGAAAAAAGAAUCCAACGCGUACGCGGCGACGGUUUUGCUCCCGCAAACCACGUUCGAAAUGCGAGCGAAUUCAGUGCAGAAAGAACCACUCAUGCAAAAAUGGUGGCUGGAAAACAACGUGUAUAAACAAGUCGCGAAUCGAGACGAAUCGAAGGAAAAUCAAGAAUCGUUCACGUUACACGACGGACCACCGUACGCGAACGGAGAUUUACACAUCGGGCACGCGUUGAAUAAAAUUCUGAAAGAUUUCAUCACGCGGUACCAAGCGCUGCGAGGGAAGCGGGUGCGAUACGUACCCGGGUGGGACACGCACGGGUUACCGAUCGAGUUGAAAGUUCUGCAGUCGAUUGAAGACCCGGAGGUGAGGAAAAAUCUGACCCCGAUAAAGUUGAGGAAGAAAGCGGCGAAAUUCGCAUUGGGACAAGUGGAGAGGCAAUCGAAACAGUUUCAAAGGUACGGGAUUUGGGGCGAGUUUGAGAAUCCGUACAUGACGUUGCAACCGGCGUACGAGGCGAGCCAGUUGGAGGUUUUCGGGAAGAUGUUUUUGAACGGACACAUUUAUCGAGGGAAGAAACCCGUGCACUGGUCGCCGAGUUCGCAAACCGCGUUAGCGGAAGCCGAGUUGGAGUAUCCAGACGUGCACGUGAGUCAGUCGGUGUACGUGGCGUUUCCGAUCGAGGCGACUUUGGAAGGCGCGAACGCGAUAAAAGACGAGACGUUGAAAUCGACUUUACUAGACGGGUCGUUAAAGUUAGCCGUGUGGACGACGACGCCGUGGACGAUGCCGGCGAACGCCGCGGUGGCCAUGAACCCAAAGUUGGAAUACCGAGUGUGCGAUUUCAAAGGGGAGAAGAUCGUCGUCGCGAACGAUUUAGUCGCGAGUUUAUCGGAAACUUUAGAAGAUACGUUGACUGCGUUAGGCGAAAGCCCAUUCUUAGGCGCCGAAAUGGAAGGCUUGACGUAUCAACACCCGACUAUUAAAGACAGAGUAAAUCCGGUGAUUGUCGGUGGCGAUUACAUCACCACCGACGCCGGUACCGGCUUGGUGCACACCGCGCCCGGCCACGGCCAAGACGAUUACAUCGCCGGUUUGAAGUAUAACUUACCGUUACACUCUCCAGUGGACGAUUUGGGUAACUUCACCGAAGAAGCCGGAUCAGAAUUGUUCGGCUUAAACGUUCUCGGCGACGGGAACGAAAAGUGUAUCGAACAGUUACAAGCCGCGAAUGCUUUGUUGAAGCGAGAACCGUACGAACACAAGUACCCGUACGAUUGGCGAACGAAGAAACCGACGAUUUUUCGUGCGACUGAACAGUGGUUUUGCUCGGUCGAAGGUUUCAGAGACGACGCGUUGAAGGCGUUGGAUUCGGUGAAAUUCAUCCCGGAAUCCGGUUCGAAGCGCAUGCGUCCCAUGGUCUCCGGUCGCUCGGAUUGGUGCAUUUCUCGCCAACGCUCCUGGGGCGUGCCGAUCCCGUGUUUUUUCUUCGAAGAGACGAACGAAGUGUUGAUGGACGAAAGUAUCAUCAAACACGUGACUGACAUCGUUCGCAAAGAAGGCACGGACGCGUGGUUUAUGAAAGACAUCGAAGAGUUACUCCCGUCUGAACACAAAUCGAAAGCGUCGAGUUUGCGAAGAGGCACGGAUACCAUGGACGUGUGGUUUGAUUCCGGAUCAUCUUGGAACGGCGUCUUGAACGAGAGAGGCAUGAACGCCCCGUGCGAUUUGUAUUUAGAAGGUAGCGAUCAACACCGAGGCUGGUUCCAAUCGAGUUUGUUAACCUCGGUCGCCGCGACCGGGAGAGCGCCGUACAAGACGUUGUUAACGCACGGCUUCGUUUUGGACGAAAACGGAUACAAGAUGAGUAAAAGUAAAGGCAACGUCGUCGAUCCGAAUUUCGUCAUCGAAGGUGGGAAGAACCAAAAAACCGAACCUGGUUACGGCGCGGACACGUUGAGGUUAUGGGUCGCGAGCACAGAUUACAACUCGGACGUUUCCAUCGGCUCAAACGUCAUAAAACAAACGAGCGAAAACUACCGGAAGAUUCGAGGCACCUUGAGAUUUUUAAUGGGCGUAGAAAACGAUUUCAAAAGUAAGGAACACGCGAUCGCGUUCGACCAAUUACCCGGCUUCGAUCAGUACUGCCUCUAUCGAUUGGAGGAAACGAUGAAGAAAAUCGAAAUCGCGUACGAUAACUACAACUUUGCGGCGGUAAACUCGGAAAUCAACGCGUUUACCACGUUUUUGAGCAACGUCUAUUUAGACGUCUCGAAAGAUCGCUUAUAUUUAGGUCACCCGUCGGAUGCGAAACGUCGCGCCGCGCAAACAGUCGUGCACGAAUUAAUCACCAACUUAUUAGCCGCGUUGGCGCCGAUUUUACCGCACACCGCUGAGGAAGCGUUCUUAGCGCGAGACACGGUUGCCAAAGAGGACAAGCAAAUAAGCGUCUUCUUACAAGGUUGGCCUACGAAGAAGAAAAAUAGUAAUAAUAAUAGCAUCAUGUCUCAAGCUGACGCCAAGAACUGGGAAGCGUUGAUCGAUUUACGUUCCGUCGCGAACUUGGCCAUCGAAGACGCCCGGAACUCGAAACUGGUCGGCGCGAGUUUAGAAACGAGCAUCAAAGUCUUCGCCGAAGACGAAACGUUUUCUCGCUUUUUGAAAACCAACGAGCACUUUCUGAAGGAAAUGUUCAUUUGCUCCGAAGUGACUCUUUGUGCAACUCUGAGUGACUACGAAAAAAAAGAAGACAGAGAAGAAGAAUCAAAAGAAGUAUUCUCCAAAUCCGGAGACUCCGACGCCUGCGCCGGAAAACUCUUCGCCGCGGCUUCGAAAGCCUCCGGCGAAAAGUGUUUGCGAUGUUGGUGUUACUCCAACGCGUUGGGUACAACGGAUGCGAAGAAACACCCGAAGUUGUGCGAACGGUGCGGACCGAUCGUCUUGGACGUGGCGCCGGAUUUAGUCUACCACCAAGAAGCGUCUAACGCUGAAGCCGUCGGCGCUUCGUCGUCGUAA
Molecule: messenger RNA, 3174 nt
Organism: Bathycoccus prasinos
Lineage: Eukaryota; Viridiplantae; Chlorophyta; Mamiellophyceae; Mamiellales; Bathycoccaceae
Product: isoleucyl-tRNA synthetase
Exons: 1
Coding region: 1-3174 (1057 amino acids)
Biological process (GO): isoleucyl-tRNA aminoacylation
Cellular component (GO): cytosol
Molecular function (GO): isoleucine-tRNA ligase activity; aminoacyl-tRNA deacylase activity; ATP binding
Source: RefSeq, a predicted model, not a curated record